Molecule: messenger RNA, 423 nt
Organism: Colletotrichum higginsianum IMI 349063
Lineage: Eukaryota; Fungi; Ascomycota; Sordariomycetes; Glomerellales; Glomerellaceae
Product: Calmodulin
Exons: 4
Coding region: 1-423 (140 amino acids)
Molecular function (GO): enzyme regulator activity; calcium ion binding
Source: RefSeq, a predicted model, not a curated record
AUGGAACAGGACCGCGAUGGCACUGGUGCCAUCAACGCCGAGGAGUUCCAGAUCGCCAUGAAGUCGCUUGGCCUGAACCCCAGCAUCAAGGAGGUCAACGAGCUUAUCGCCGAGGUCGACCCCAACAACGACGGCGGCAUCGAUUUCAACGAAUUUCUCCAGCUCAUGAGCGAGGCGCCCGCGCCUUCGAGCAAGGACUCGGACACCAACAAGGAGCUCGUUGCCGCCUUCAAGGUCUUUGACAAGGACAAUAGCGGCUCCGUCUCGCCCUCGGAGCUGCGCCAGGUGCUGCUGUCUCUCGGCCAGCGCGCCACCGAUGAGGAGAUUGAGGAGAUGAUCAGACACGCCGAUCUGGACGGCAAUGGUUCAAUCGACUACCAAGAAUUCGUCCACCUCAUGGCCCCGAAAGACGGCAAGAAAUAA